Molecule: messenger RNA, 8764 nt
Organism: Podarcis lilfordi (Lilford's wall lizard)
Lineage: Eukaryota; Metazoa; Chordata; Lepidosauria; Squamata; Lacertidae
Source: the annotation of a GenBank genome assembly
GAGUUGCUGGCUGCAGAGCAGGAGGGCUGAGGCGAGCGCGGCAGAGAGGGAGCGCGCCGCUGGACCACGCAACUUGGACGGCGCGCCCGCAGCGUGGGCGCCCCUCGGGGCCGAGCCUCCCAUGGCUUCUUCGUAGCGCCGGAGACUCGGGGGCGCCGCCGUCGCCAUGAACGUGGUGGGGGGCUACCAGGGCCACCCCCAUCCCCACCACCACCCGCACCACGGCGCGCUGCUCCACCCCCACCACCCGCACCACGAGCCGUUCCUCUUCGGGCCGCCCGCGCCGCCGCCUCCGCCGGCCCCCGGCCGAUGUUUCCCGCCGGCCGAGCGGCCCUUCGCGCAGGGCUGGUUGCUCAGCGCAGCCUCCGACCUCUCCCCGCCGCCUCCGCCUCCUCCCGAGUUGGUGUGCGCGGCAGCUGCGGCAGCGGCUGCAGCGGCCGCCGGGCUGGGCUCGUCGGCUUCGCCCGCCUCGUCGUACGGCGGCAGCCCGUCGGAGCUGGGCGGGCGGCUGAGCGCGGCGCGCCGUCGGGGUGCGUCUUCGUCGUCGGCGCCCGGAGCGCCUCGCAAGGAGCGCCGCCGCACCGAGAGCCUGAACAGCGCCUUCGCCGAGCUGCGCGAGUGCAUCCCCAACGUGCCGGCCGACACCAAGCUCUCCAAGAUCAAGACGCUGCGCCUGGCCACCAGCUACAUCGCCUACCUCAUGGAGGUGCUGGCCAAGGACGGGCCGGCCGCCGAGGGCUUCAAGGCCGAGCUCAAGAAGGCCGAGCCCCGCGGCGACGCCAAGAGGAAGCGCGAGCAGCCGGUAAGGGCCCGCGCGAAGGCGCUCUGCGCGCGCUCAGAGGCGCCCUCCCCUCGAACGGGAGGAGCGGGGCAGAAAAGUGAGUCUCCUGGUUCCAGACUUAGCGGGAUGAGUGGCGGCUCCCUAUAUAAGGGGUGGAAACAAUACCUUUGUUUCUGCACAGGCUUUAGGGCAGCUGCACGGAGCGUAGCCAUGGCCGAAACUUAGAGGCGCGGGGGCUAGCGGUGGGGAAGAGACUCUGCUCAAUUCCAGGGAAUUGCAACCCCUGCCCCUUCACCCUGGAGCUCAGCCGUCCCAUAGCGGAGGGGAGGAAAAAGCACAUUGGAGAUUGUCUUCUCGGCCAGGUCUGACCACCUGAGCGAGCCUGAUCCCGCUCCCAUGGGCUUCCGCUUCCGGAGAGUGGACCUCUCUGCCCCAGAACACGCGCCCCUUCCCCAAUUCCAGGUCUUCGUCUCCGGGCCUGUCCCAUAUUAAACUUCAGGUAAGAGGCUCAUGUGAGGUAAUGGUGCUCCACUUAAAGAAUAGCUAUCCCAAACAAGCAUCUGUUUUCCUCUGAGGCUGAUUUCCUCGGUGGGGGUACCUAGAGCAAAGGCCUGGACAUAGCAGAGGGGUAUGGAAGGAGCCCCACCUCUCCUGUGGGUAGAAUUAGGCUGGCAGGCUAUAGAGCCCCUCGGAAUCAUUGGCAAAUCUCUGCUUGGUUUUUAAAAAUGAUUCCCGCCUGGCGCAAGAGUGAAAUGAGCUUGCUUUUUCUAUGUGUGUUUUAAAGAUGGUCCAGUAUUUUGUUGGAUAUCAAGCCCACUGACGUCUGCGGAAGUCCAAGUGAAUAGGGUAAGGAGGGAAAGGGUCCUCCUUUAAGUAGAGUGGAGUGGAUAUUAGGGUGGCAAGCUGGGAAAAGCUGCAUUUGCUGUGCGGUGGGUUUGGGAGAUGUAAAGAUUAGAGAUGAGAUUUGGUGGCCUGGGUACUUAAACCUCAAUUAUUAAAUCAGAAGAACGCAAGAAGAGCCCUGCCGGAUCAGACCCAAGGCCUCUCUUGUCCAGCAUCCCUGUUUCUCACCAGAUGCCCCUGGAAAGCUUCCUCAAGCCGAGCAGGAGAGCAAAACAGCUCAUUCUUGCUCUGGCUCCCCAGCGACUGGGAUCUAGAGGCGUGCCAAGGAAAGCCUAGGCCUCUGGCCUUUGGAUCUAAACGAGCCCUUCUGCACUGGUGUGUGGGGUGGGGGUUUCUUCUAGACUAAGCAACCAGCCUUCAAAGGAGGGCUGCGGGUUUGAUACCCACUCAAUCUGAAGCCUUUUGUCCCACAAAACCAAGCUUCCCAUACCCACCGCAUCCCUUGGUGGACUCAUCCUGCUGGUCGUGUCUGAAUCAGGGCCAUAAAGACUGUGUGGGCAAAAGCGUUCGGCAGUCCAAGUUGGAGACCUGGGUCGGUGGAUUUGCGCCCCCCCCCAACUGAUGCUUUGCGCGCGAAGUCUGUUGCAUGGAAUGCAUUGCAUGACGCUUUAGUAAGGAAUGAAAGCGGAAUGGGACAUUGCGGCAGGCAAUAUUUCAGGAGAAGUAAUGUGGGACUAUGGAGCCUCUCUCCGACCCGCUUCCUAAUGUGCCAACUGCCGUGGAGAUCUCAAUCUCUCGGGGAAAGAAGGUCGAUUAUUUCACUGCAUUGCAUGCCUUCCGAUCUUCAUCCGUUAACAGAUCAGCACUCUAGGCAGGGGAAGGGGAAUCGCUCGCUCCCCUGUUUCAAGACCACGGGGGAAUUGCUCCUAGGGAUCCCUGAGCUAUGGUCAUGUCUAAUAAGUAACCGUCUGUAACAAAUGUCCCCUGCGUCCGCCCUCCAAGCGCCCUUUUUAAACUUGACUCUGGCCUAGGCCAAGCCUUUCGGCUUUGCUAAUGAUCUGCCCUCGGCCCCUGUCGCGCAAUCCCCGACAUCGCGUGAUUUAGGAUGGCAGCCUUAGGCCUCCAUCCAUCCUUCACGCGUCUUUGGAAGCGUCCACUUGUACAUACUUCUGAGUAGACAAGCGUGGGCUCGCGCUGCGCGGGAGUCAUUCGUUCUCUUCGUUUGAUUUCCCUUUAGCGUGGAUGUGAGACGGUGGAGGACAGAGCCAGGCUGAGCUGAGUGAGGGCGGUCAUUUCUUGCAAGUGUUGUCCCCAGUUCUGCAUUCUGCAAGACGUGCCCUUCCUUGACGAGAACUACUCCCUUGCACGGAACGUUCUUUGCCGGAGGGAGAAUCGGAAUCCGACCUUGGAUGAACGAGCCAUCCAAAUGUCGUGUUGCGCCGCCUUUCUUUACACCCCGAAAUAAUAUAUAUUAAUUACUAUGGUUGAAGGAAGCAGACCUAGAAGGAAAAGAAUGGCGAAGGUUCUGACCGCGAGUUAAAGCGGUGAGAUCGCCCGCAGCCAUCUUCCUUCUUUUAGGUCAGAUUAACCCCGGGUCCAGGUUUGUUUAUAAACAUGCCUCGCUGCGAGAAAAGUGUUUGGAACUGCGCUUUCUGGAAAGUUAGAAGUGACUCGUCUAUUGUGCUGUCCGAGGAAUGUUCUUCUAGAAUAUCAAUUUUGUUCUUCCGGCGUGAACGCAUCUGAAACAACGCCAUCCGCGCACAAAAGAGUUACAUUGUUGCGCAAGCAACAGCAGACAAGCACUGACAAACUAGUGUUGCCUCUCACAAGAGUAUAAUAAUGGUGACAGUGGUUGCACAAUGUGUAUCCUUGCAAGUGCAAAUUACUCAUUUGAACUGGAUUUUCUGCAAGAUUCAACACAAGGCUUCUGCUAGCAGUCUGCUUUCUGCGCUGGCAGCAUUACACCAUAGGAAGGUUUUCAGAAGUAGUAGCAUUUUCAAGAGGCAAAUAGGGAGGGAAAGUCCUCAGCAGACUGUUGAGGCAGAAGCGGGAGGGAAAUGGCAUGCCCUAUGAACGGGCAUGGCAUGGCUGGCUGGCAGGCAGGCAGGCAGGCAUCUUGGACAGGAGGUGCAACAGGCCCCGCUUGUUUUGAUCCACAAGUUAUCCUUUUGAUUUCUAUUCGCUGCCCUAGUGUUAAGCAACUGCGUAAAGACAUCGAGGCAACCCAACGUUAUUUGCGGGCUGGUUGUGAGGUCGCAGGAGCUUCUUCCUGAUUGCAAAAGCGGCGCUCUCCUCUUAAGACGUUACCCAGGGUUGCCGGCGACUAACGUUUACUCAGAGCAGACUCACUGAAAUUGAUGGUCAUAACUAACUGAAGCCAAUUAGUUUCAAUGGGUGUACUCUGAGUAAAAGUGCGUUCAGUAGUCAGCGGCUCAAAGCGCCUUCUCUUUACUCCGCAAUUUGGCCAUCGAAGACAGCUGCAAAUUCUAUGCAAGCUUCAAUGGAAGUCCAAUUGAACUCAGCGGCGCUUGCUUCUGAGUAGACACGCGUAGGAUCUGGCGGUAGAAAAGUCCCAAUACUUUUGGAAAGGGCGGCCGAAAUGAAAUGGCCAACUUUUCUUUUUAUUCUCCCAGGCCAGGAACCGCAUCCUUUUUGGAAGAUCGGACUGUAACAAAUAGUUUUUUUAAAAACCUGGCGGGGGAAUAUUUCCCACACCCCUGGAAAGAUAGGGAAGAUGCAGGGAAGCCUGUCAAAUAUUGCGCCGCUACUUAAACACCCCACAUCCCUUUUAAAAUGGCAUGUAGCUCUCUUGGCCCAGUCCUCUCUAGGGAAUUUCCGUUGAUACCGGUCCUUUUCUUGGCGCCUCUUUCGCUAGUUUGCAUAGGUUUUUUGUUCUGGGGCUCAAGAAGGCGGCAUAACGCAAGAGAUUGUUUCAAAAUCCUCCAGGAGCGAUGAAAAGCGCCGUGGCAACUCUCGACUUCAUUUCCUCAUCUCCUGUUCCCCUUUCUGGCGGGAUUUAAAAAUGCGCCAUCGAAUUGCCAGAGCUGUUUAGAACUGUUAAGGUCAUUUGGAUGUGGGUUUUGGGGUGGGGUAGGGCGAGCAGAGAGAAUUGUACACAAUCUGGAAGGAAGGCGGCGGGGGGGGGGGAAAUAAUAAUCCCGUAUCUUCGCCGCUUUUGGCUGCAGUUGCUUCCCGCAAAAAACAAAAACAAAAAAAAAACCCACAAAAAACUUCUCCGCGGAAAACCAAGGCGCAAGGAAUAAAUAUGCACACGAGGUGAAUUGGGACCGCUCCAAAAUACGCCCUGGAAGUGGUAUUGUACUUCCAUUUCUUUUAAUGGAAGCUUCUCCCCAAUAAAAUAGACCAGUAAGGGCUGGGGAGGGGGGCUGUUCGGCAGACCACACGUUCCUGCUGCCAGCAGAAUACAAUGCACCCAAAUCUCGACACCCCCUCCAAAAAAGAAACCCUCUGAAACUGAACUGGAGCGAAGCUGGUUCGGCUGUCCUGAGGCUUCCAUUUAUUUAUUUUGAAUGCUAAUAGAUUUCUCUCUUGCUCUUCAAUAUAAAUGCAUUCAGGCCAUUUCAACCCACCCUUUUCUGGAAGUGUAAAAAUGGAGGAGGGGGGAAAUUGACCGUGAGACGUACUGCUCCUGCUUUUAAAGAGGCUCUGCGCUUCUUCUCCCUCUCUCAAUGAAGGCGUUUGGCCGAUCAGUUUUCGAUACUGUUUCAGAAAAGUAUCAGAUACUGUUUCAGAAAAGUAUCAGGCCAUAGAAACAUUAAUCGAAUUCGAUAACAGCUGCCAUUAUCAUCAUCAUAAUCAUCAUUAUUCAAAAUUUGUAUUGCAAUAUAAUUCUCAAUCUCAAUUUCCUCCCGGUGUCGAUUCCCCUCUCCACAGUUAAAAGAAGGCGCUUAAUCAGUGAAUUAAAAAAAAAAAAGGAAAAGGAAAAAGGAAUUCAUUCAUUCAUCUUUAUUCCUUUGCGUUCGCUCUCGUUGAGGGGAGAUAGAGGAGGAGCCGGAUUUGAAAAUAAAUAAUAACUAAAUGACCGAGUUGCAAGGGUAAAUAAAUUAGCAUCUGCAAAGUUUAUACUAUUCAAGAGGCUGUAUAAACCCCGCGAUUUAUUUAUUCGGUCCUGUUGCCCGGAGUUUUUUUCGCGGAGCGGCCUCGGCAAUUAAAAGACUCAUAACCGGCGUAAUUUAGUAGAGGGCUCCGACGUAUUUACCAAAACGUAGCCUCCUAUAUUUAUAAAAGGGCUGCAAAUAGAGACUGAAAUUUAUGGCCUUCCGCCUGAUUAUCUAAUACUCAUAAACAGAUGAACAACUCCGGGGUCUUCUUUACAGCCUUCCGGGCGAAAUUUACAAACAGUGGCUUCGUGGACGGCAGAAGGGCUCGCCAUGCAAACGCCUUCCUUCCUGCCUUCCUUCCUUCCUUCCUUCCUUCCUGCCUGCCUGCCUGCCUGCCUUCUUGCCUUCCUGCCUUCCUUCCUUCCCUUGCCUGGCUCUCUUCUCUGCCUUAGGCACGAUCCCACCAAGACCAAGCGCUUUGCAAGCCCCUCCGUCGAUUUUCGUUGCAAAGGCAGGAACUGGCGCCGCUUGCAUCGCCUACGAGGACUGUUAAGCGCGCUUCGCAGGGGCUGCGUUGGGCCUUAUAGGACAAUCGAUAGGAUUAGUGGUAGGAUCCACUUAUUAGUGACAGAGCCGCCCUUGAGCACACGAGAAGGCAGUCCUGGCGCCCUCCUAAAGCGUACUUUCUCAAGAGUAACACGCUUAGGAUGGCUCCCCUCUACAUUUCCCUGCUUUCUUUUCUUCUGGUGAUGAUGAUGAUUAAUGCGUAAUGGAGAUUCAUUCCCUCCUGGUUUUUGUUUUUUCCUCUUUCCUCCCCUCCCCUCUCCCCCUUGCAGCAGACCGAGGGCUAUUCUCACGCUUUAGGCCACGGAGAAAAACGGCUUAAGGGCAGGACUGGCUGGCCUCAGCAGGUCUGGGCGCUGGAACUGAAUCAAUGAAUGAAACCAGGAACCGUUUCCAGAGAACCGGCUCCACCGAGGUGGCUGGGAGGAGGACUGCGCGCGCGCCCAGGAUGGGGGACCCUGUUCUCCCUGGUUGGUCUCUGCCCCAUCCCUCGCGCACCCCAAACCCCCAACACUCAGAAGGAGAGAGAGAGAGAGAAAUCGUCUGCGACCCGCUUUUUUGCUUGUUUCCGUCUGCUGAUCCGCCCUCCCCUUCGCAGCCUUGGAGCGGGGAGCCGGCGGCCGCCUCAGUGAGGACGAGGAUCAUGUGCAAUGUGGAGGCUGCAGAGAGGGGCCCCCGAAACGCCGGAGAACGGAAAACUCCCCCUUCCCUGAAGCCAGUAACUCGCUGGCUUGAAAGCCCGGCGAGGACCUGGACGUCAAACGAUGGACCGUCUGCGCCGUCGGAAGUCAGGCAGGAAGAAGCCUUGCCGGAAACCCGCGCCGGAUAUCGCGUCGUCUAAUGUCGCUUUUGAAUGUCUCAUGGAACCAGGGUGCCACAGAUGUAGAUGUAUAUAUAUAUAUAGCUAUAUCACGCGGGAUUGUGUGCGGACCUGAAAGGGAUCUGUGUUGCACAAAAGAAGGUGGAAAGCCCGCCAGCCGAUCCUGACUUGAGAGUGAUUUCCAUUUGCUGUCAAGCCAUUGCUGAAGGGGGGGGGAGUGGGAGGGGGGAGGAGGAGAAGAGAGGUUGAUAAUCCGAUUUCAUCACAAUUUAGGCUGCAGCCGAAACAUCCUGUUCUUCGUGAGGAUCCCAUCGAACAGGAGGAGGAGCUGCUUCGAAGUACACCACUCUAUUCACGCCAGGCCACUCCUGAGGCAACAACUUUCUUUCUGCAUGUCAGCGUGCGGAUCGGAGCCUUUGCUUCCUUUUCAAAAUCUAUAGGAUCCCCCACCCUAGCGCCCUAGCAGGGCUGUAGCCGGAAACCUGAGCACAUAAACGGAUUUGCUCGGGAGUAAAUCCCACAGCUAGGAAUGGGAUUACUUCCUGACAAGGAUGGAAGGAUGCAGAUAAGAGCUGGAGGAGUUGAAUCCCACCUUUGGACACGAUCCAGCCCACCUUAAGACCCCGCCAAAUUGGAUUUCCAAACUCUUGGCUUGGGCUGGACCCAUCCCUCGGAUUUUAGUGAGGCCAGCUAUGCGGUCCUCAAGGGGCUUAUUCCAAAACCGCCACCCGCCCUCCCCAUCGGAGUCCAUGAAGCUCCUUCAAUAAACCACCUGUGGGUGUAGCGGGGAGGGGUAGCUGCCCCUCUAUCAAUAAAAAUCAAUAAAAAUACAAAAGGCCUGCCCCCCCCAAUCCUUGCUAUGCCCAUGAAACCACCUGAGUCAAUAAACGACAUUGAAGAUCACAGCCUGCAAUUCUAAGCAGAGCCAAAACUUUCAGGUCCAGGUUGCAGAAAUGGAAGGAGGCUCGCUUUGGCUGUAACCCGGCUGCUUUCUUCUGUCUCUGUGCCCUAGGUUUACAUUUCCUCUGCUUUCAUCCCCUCUCCUCCCCAGUUAAAAGAGAAUCCAGUUCAGAAAGAAAGAUGCAAAGUGAAAGAAGGAGACCCCCAAUCGGCUCCUCCUGUUGUAAAUGCACUGUCGCCUGCCUGGCCUGGGACCCAAUAUUGCCCGUGGUGUAUGGGGGAAUUGGCCAUGCACUCUAGAGACACUGUCCCCUACAGACGUGCAUGAGCUUUCCAUACCUUCCUCCCACCACCACUUCACUCAUUCCCUGCACCCCCCAAGUUUGGGGGAUUGGUUCCUCCUGCACUUGUGGGGGAGGGGAAUACUGGGCAUGAUCCAGCUACAAUUAAGCACCAUUUAAAAGGUCGCCUGGUUUCGCUGGAGAAAGUUCAGCACAUGGUGACCCCCCCCCCGCGUUGAAACCAGUGAUUCGUGAGGAUGCUUCUCUGUGGCAGGCUUGUGUGUUGUGCCUAGUGUCGCUAUUUGUUUCGAUGUAAAUAAACACAAGGUCUCCCCCUCCGACCAUGUCUCUCCUCUCCCAACAUCGUUGAUUCCAUUUCAUAUUUUUGUUUGGAUGUAUUUAAACUACCUAAAUGGAUGCAUUUUAUACAUUUCCUGUACCGGGUUUUCUACCUCAAAUCUGUAUGACCACUUGCGAAGAGAACAGGUUUGCCUUGCCAAAUAUUUAUGCGGAU